CUGCCGACUGCCGUCUUAAGAUCACUUAAGAUUUCGAUACUUUUUAUUUUACACCUUAAUAUUAAUUUAAUAAUGUAUAAAGUUAGGUAAUAAAGUUAAUUCAGUCAUCAAAAUUUACAGCUUUUAAUAAACACUAAAACUAGUAUAGCUCUCUGUCUAUAAAAGUGGUGAAGAAACAAAAGGAACUCGAUUUCUCUUUCUCUGAUUCAUAUGUUUGUUUGAAGAAAAAGAGUUGUUGUCGCUCGUGAUCGACAACAAUGCUCUUCUGUGAUCCUUUUUGUCAAAUACAGUAACAUUCUAAAAACAUGUUUUGAUUUCUAAAAAUCCAAUCUUUUUUUUUUUCUUUUUCUUUUCAAAUCUCUCUCAGUGCGGCGAGGUAGUUACGCGGCGGCCGCCAUGAGUUUCCAUCGGCGGCGGUACCCUUACUACAACCGUCUCCGCCGUCUCCUUCCUCUCGUUUUCGCCGUCUCCUUAUCUCUCCUCAUUCUCUUCGCUUUUCUCUCUUUCUUUGCUCCGCCUCCUGGAGAUUCCGAUCGCCUUCACCCUGGCGUUCGCUACUCAUCCAAUGAUCCGAUCAAAGCUACCGGUUUUCGAGUUCCGAGAGGUGGAGGCAGACCAGAUCGUGAUAUCUGGCGUUCACGAAAUGCUGAGUUCUUCUAUGGAUGCAGCAAUGCCAGCAACAAGUUCGCAAAUGCGAAAACAGUGACGAGAAAUGAUAGAUACUUGGUAAUCGCCACUAGUGGUGGUUUGAAUCAACAGCGAACUGGAAUUGUAGAUGCUGUUGUUGCGGCAAGAAUACUAAAUGCUACUCUUGUUGUUCCAAAGUUAGACCAGAAGUCUUACUGGAAGGAUGCCAGUGACUUCUCGCAUAUUUUCGAUGUUGAUUGGUUUAUAUCGUUUCUUUCGGAAUACGUCAAAAUUGUAAAGCAACUUCCACUGAAAGGAGGGCGAGUAUGGACUCCAAGUAGAAUGCGUGUACCACGGAAAUGUAGCGAGAGAUGCUAUAUUAACCGUGUUUCACCUGUUCUUAACAAAAGGCAUGCAGUUCAACUGAACAAAUUUGACUAUAGACUUUCAAACAAGUUGAGCGAUGACUUGCAAAAGCUAAGAUGUAGAGUAAAUUACCAUGCUCUAAAGUUCACUGAUCCUAUACUUACAAUGGGCAAUGAAUUGGUCCGGCGCAUGCGAUUGAGGAGCAAACACUUCAUUGCGUUACACCUAAGGUAGACCACCAUUCACCUUAUAUCCUGAUAUUUCUUUAUUUUACACUGUUACUGAACAAGGGAAAUGUACUGGGGAGAACUACUAACAUAUAGCACAGCUGAAAACUCUUAGCAUGGCUUUGGUACUU
Messenger RNA from Camelina sativa (false flax), 1351 nucleotides. NCBI's taxonomy places the organism in Eukaryota, Viridiplantae, Streptophyta, Magnoliopsida, Brassicales, Brassicaceae. The record is from RefSeq and is a predicted model, not a curated record.